Sorex araneus (European shrew) is the source of this 872-nucleotide messenger RNA. RefSeq names its product lymphocyte antigen 6 family member G6C (gene LY6G6C). Gene Ontology annotation, cellular component: external side of plasma membrane; protein-containing complex. The transcript is spliced from 4 exons. The coding region runs from base 71 to 445 and encodes 124 amino acids. NCBI's taxonomy places the organism in Eukaryota, Metazoa, Chordata, Mammalia, Eulipotyphla, Soricidae. The record is from RefSeq and is a predicted model, not a curated record.
CUGUCAGCUAGCCAGAUCCCCCGGAAUCUCAGAAGGUGCUGCAGUGGCUGCUGCUCCCAGGACCCUCACCAUGAAAGGCCUCGCGCUGCUCAUCCUGUCCUCUCUGCUGUGCUGGGUGUCAGCUGACAUUCGCUGUCAUUCCUGCUACCAGAUCCCCAUGCUGGGCUGUGUGGACCGGCAGUCCUGUCGCCUGGAACCUGGACAAAGAUGUCUGACAACUAAAGUGUACCUUGGUCGGAUGUGGUUGUACUCCAACCUUCGAUGCGGCACACCGGAAGAGCCCUGUCGGGAGGCUUUCAACCAAACCGUCCACAAGCUGGGCCUCAACUACAAUACCACGUGCUGCGAGAAGGACAACUGCAACCCGGCCCCCCGGCCCACCCCUGCCCUGGCCCUUGUCUUCCUCACCUCAUUGGCUGGUCUUGGCCUCUGGCUGCUGCACUGAGACAUUGUCUGUGGCUGCCUGUCUUCCCACCUGCCUUAGCCUGAGCCCCUCUCCCUGUGCCUUUCUCGAAGGGUCUCCCCCUCACCAUCUUUGCUCUGAAAAGCAUUUCUCCAGAUCCUUCACAUUUCUUUAAUGCGAGAGUGGUUUCCUUGCCCAGCUUCUCCCUCCCUCCCCUCUCCUCUUUUUAUCAAGUCCCUUCCAUUUCCCUCUAGACCACUCGAAGUCCCCAUUGCUUCUUAGAAGGGGUCCCCACUUUGCCUCCUGCGCUCACCUGUGCCCUACGUGGAAGCAAUUGGGGUCCGGCCCUGAAAUGGGGCUUCGCACCUGUCUCCACUGGAGGCUCCGAGGAAGGACCUGAUCAUUUGGAGCUGUUCCCCCAAACCCUGAUUGCCAGUGUACCCCAUCCCCACGCUUACCCUUUUCCAUU